GCGUGCAGAUACCUGACAUAACCCUUUCCCUGAGUCAAACGUGAUUUUGUUUGUAUACAAACUUUCAAUGCAUUCAAUGGUUUCACAGUAGUAACUUUAUAAUGUUCACAUUGCUGGGUGAAGUAAACUUAUGGAGUUUCGACGACAAUAUAAGCAUAAAAAGCACAGAUUUCGGUGCAUUUCGGUAUCAUGAUAAGCGUAUUGAUCAUUUGCACGAGGAGGGCAAGCGAUCCUAUUGUCAAAAGCGUGGCAUGAUAUAUGUGCCGACAAAUAAAAAAGGAAAUAAAUUAAAGGAUUCCAUUAAAUAUCUCGAGGAACAAUUGAAAGAUAAUUCAAUAAUAUAUUGCCAGUGGUAUGACGACUGUGUUUUACAGUUAAUGUUAAGCAAUGCUUUAUUGAUACAAAUACAAGUGAACAUUAUGANUAUAUGUGUGGUAAAAAAUCUUAACUGCUUUCUAUUAUUUUUAGUGAUAAUUACUAAGAAUUAUAUACUUUGCACUUAUAAUGAUAAUCAAGUAACUGUCGUGCAUUUUACAAGAUCGAGGAGACACAUCUUUGAUAAAAUUAAUAGGCUUGAACCAAAAUUGUCUACAAUUGAUCUGUUUGGUGCUAACGGCCGUAGAUUAGACAAAAAAGUACAAACUAACAAAUGUGGCGAUCUGAUAUUAACAUGGUGGAAGUCUACAAUGAACGAAGUUUAUCCCUGGAGUCCUGUUGUAAAAGAGCACGAUCGUGCUAACAUUCAUCUUUACCGUAUAAUAGGAGUAAAAUUAGAAUUAAUUUGUUACAUACGUAGUGAGUUUGAUCCCCUGUGCAUAAUGUUUGACGCAUGUAAUGAUAAUGUAAUUCACUCUGUAGAACAAAAAGUCUCGAGAAAGGGAGAAGUAACUAUAGAAUGGCGUACCUAUGAAGUCUCUCAACAAGAUAAACUUCAAAGAAUUGGAAUGAUUUCUGUACCAUUGCCUACGCAUACAAGUUGUGUAAAAUUCUCCCCAACUCAGGAAUUAUUAUUAUUAUGCUGCAUAGAUGGUUCUGUUGUAAUAUAUGAUCAAACUAGAGCUACUAUCAUCAGUGUAAAAGCAGCUUUUAUCCCUACAUUGGCAUCAUGGCACAGUGAUGGAAUGAUAUUUGUUGUUGGAAAUGAUAAAGGUCAAUUGCAACACUUCGACAUUGCCUUGUCAUGUAUUAAAAGUCAAACGUUAAGUGAAGAAACAGUACAAGCAAAUAUUCUCGACCUGUCUUCGUAUUUUAGGAUUCAACCAGCAUUGCUGCGUAUGGAAUGGAACAAAAAGAAUGAUCUCAGUUGCUACAUUGAUGUACAUAAUCACGGCAAUUCUCUGUUAUUAUUAAUUUUUCAACGAGGACCUAUAGGUGUCAUAAAAGUGUUAGAAGGAAAUUCGUUCACCGGUGAUGUGUUGGUCAAGAGAUAUCUAUCUCUGUCGCAAGUUGAACAAGCAACGUCUUUAUUAUUGUCUAUGAAUUGGGACACUCAUUCUCGUGCCUGCAUGCAUGCACUCAAUCAGAUUGUAAAUUAUUUGUUCAAGCUGCCUUUGACAACGGAACGUGAAAAUCUCAUACAGAAUGCGUUAGGUAGUUUUCAUGUACCUGUUAAACCAAUUAGUCAAGCCAUCGAAGAAGAAUACGGAGAAGAGAUAAGAGACUUAACGAGACGAUUCUUCCAUCAUUUACUAAGGUAUCAUAUGUUCGAGAAAGCUUUCAGACUUGCUAUAGACCUAAACGAUCACGACCUUUUUAUGGACAUACAUUUCUACGCAUUGAUCGUGAACGAUACGGCCAUGGCAACUGCAGCAAAAGAAAAUGCCGAGCGUAUAUUAAGUAGAUCAAACAGUUGCAGCAGUUCACAUUCCACGUGCUCUAGAGCAUCGUGUUCACUGUGUUCUGCUUCUAUAAGUGAUAAAGGAGAAGAAUCUUGUAGUGACGAAAGUGAAAAUUCGUCUAAAAAAAAUCAGACUGAUAUGAAACAAUCAAAGAUUUAUAAGAAGGAGUCCAACAGCCAAAUUCCUCCUUUACCAGUUCUCAAUCCACAUUCCCUCAACAAGAACUUGUUGUCCACAUCGUUCACUGACGUCGCGCCCAUUGAAAAGUCAGAUUGUAACUUAGAGCCAAGAUCCUUUACUAUACCUAGUAGCACUCUCACAACUUCAUUUAAUCAUUCGUCACAUCUCUCGUUAUCAUCUACACGUUUUAUACCAUCAUUCAACAAAGCAAUAUUUAAAGCUCAUGGAAAUUCAGCAUCGUUAUCUGCAAUGACUACGACAAAUAUUGCGCAUUCUCUUAGUAAUAUUUCUGGCGACUUAAUGACAACUUCGUUUGGAAGCGUAUCUAUAAACGAUAAAAAAGCAUCCAAUAGGUUUAAUGAAAAUGCUGUGGAUACGACGUUUAACAAAGUUGUGCGUAGCGAAAUGCAAGUGCCUCGUGAUAAUGCAUCGAAUGACACAGUAACUAAUUUGGUGCAAGAGAAUAAUUUUAUGUCGACUCCUUUCAACAAUCCAACGUAUGAAUCAACUAGUCAUUCAGAGGCUUCGUCUGAUCUGUUAAGAUCUUCCUUAGACAGCAUAGACAAUAACAUUAUGUCUACAUCUUUCAGUACAUUUAGUACAGACAUUUCAAAUUCGUAUGAUAACGCAACGACUGCUAAAUCUGAUUCAAACUCUGCUUCGUCGCCUUUAAAAAAUUUAAAAUCUGGUACGGUCAAUGAGUUUGCAUCUAGAACAGUUUCUGAUUCUGUCAUAACGAGUAAAGUAACAUCCAGUUUUCAUAAUAAUCUCGCGUCGACUUCUUUCAAUUUUCUCGGCACUCAGGAUUCUGGUAGCUCGAAAAGCUUUAAUAACGAAGAUCAUAAUGUUAUUAAACCGCAAUCCUUUCUGGGGAAGAAACAAAUGGAUUAUAAUGUUCCACCACCACCUUCUUUAACAAAUUCAUUCACGAAUUAUUUCCAGAGUCUACCGAAAAAGAAUCUUCCUUUAUCUAGAAGUACGCCUGGAUUAACAGAUAUCGAUGAGUCGAUUAAAAAAUUUUCAUCUAUCAGGACAAGUCUUACUUCGUACGCGUUACAGAGGCAAAGUUCUGCAUCUAAUAUUUUGGAGCAGCAUAAAUACAGCAAUAUUAAGCCUCCUAAAUAUAGAUUGAACUAUGAUUUUGAUUACGUUUCGCUUCAUGGAAGUUGUGACAACAUCGAUAUACAUUCCUCUACUAACAAUAUAAAACUAGGUAGUUCACAGUUUUCUUCCACGUAUGGUUUACAAAGUAGAUUUGAUAACAGGCAUUCGAAAGUAAUAUCACAAAACGGUACAAAUACUAGCAUCAGUAAAGACUUCAAGAUCUCUUCUAACGUUCCACCUCUACCAGUUAUAUCUACUUCCACUUCCAGUUCUGUGUCCUGUUCUCCCUUCUCUACAUUUACGGAUACGAUAGAUACAACAUUAGCAACAAGUGAAAAGCCGAAAGUGAAAUUCUCAAAUACAGUAACACAUAUUUUGGUGCCUGGCACAGGUCAAUCGCAUAAACAAAAACGGUCUACGAUUACUCAAGUGCAUUUGACUGAUCCAAAACGCGAAUUAGCGGAAAGCCUUCCAUUGUGCCUUGGAAACGAAGAUUAUCUUAAAGAUUUUCAACCAUUACCAAAAGAGGAUAGUAACAACAAAGUGAAAGAAGCUUCAAGACCAGAAGAGGGUUCUAAAAUAAAAGUUGUACACUUUGGACUUUUAUAAAAGAGAUUUAAAUUGUAGUAUAUAAAUUAGAAUAUUAAAAAAAAAGACACAUGUAUAGAUAUAUGAAUUAUGUAUAUACAUGAGAUUGUAUUUACAUGUAUGUACUUAGAAUUUACGUGAAGACUAUUUGUAUAUGUACUUACAUUUUAUAUGUACAUACAUUUUUUUUAUAUAAUAAAUUUUUUCAAGUUUUAUUA
Messenger RNA from Ceratina calcarata, 3928 nucleotides. RefSeq names its product WD repeat-containing and planar cell polarity effector protein fritz (gene frtz). Gene Ontology annotation, cellular component: axonemal basal plate. Gene Ontology annotation, molecular function: protein binding. Lineage: Eukaryota; Metazoa; Arthropoda; Insecta; Hymenoptera; Apidae. Gene Ontology annotation, biological process: cilium organization; establishment of protein localization; nervous system development. The record is from RefSeq and is a predicted model, not a curated record.